GGCAGGGUGCGGGGACUUGGGGGGCCAGCGUGAGCGGUCUCACAGCAUCUCCGCUGGGCCCGCGGGGGCGUCGGCGGAGCUGGCUUCCGCUUUGCUCAGACCGGGCGUCGGAGCGCCUUCCCCAGCCUGUUGGUCGGAAAGGGGUUCUCCUUCCUACCCCGGCCAGAGUGAGAGUAAGGAGGCUGUCGCACCGGGAAACCGGCUCCUGUUUACAGUCGCUGUACCCGGGAAAGAGCUGCAGUUAAUGGGAGUGUCAGCAAGCUAGACAUCCUACAUCAGAAUCUGCGGCGCUUAGCGCUUAGUUCUGGGCCGGGAGGGGACUCUUCCCGUUUGGGGAUCGGAGUGUGGCGCUGCUGCCGGCGAGCCUGCAGAGGACCGGGUUGUGCAGCCAAGCAAGAAAAGUGUACCUUUCUAGAGCCACCCUCUCUCUGUCUUGAACCUUAAGAAAAGAUGUGGAGUGGGCUGCUCCCUCCCGGCCUAAAUGAAAGUGAUGCUGAGUUGGAUUCUGACGAUGAAGCCGCAUUAGAGAGCUCUGGACUUAACUUCCAGGAAGGGAAAGAAGAUGGGACCAUUACAGAAACAGAGAUCUCAGAUAUCCCUACAAAUGGACCAAAAACUGAAGCGGAGGCAAAUGUAAAUGCGUAUGAAGAGUGUCCUUCUGGAAUUCCCUUAAAUAUGUGGAAUAAAUUUCAAGAACUGCAUAAAAAACAUUCUGAACAGAAAACCUCAAAUUCAACAAUCAGAAGGAAAAAAAGAAAACGCUCCAGAAAAGAUAAAUUGAAGAAUGAAGAAGACUCUCAUAAUGAACAGUCCAAAAGUGAAACCCAGUGGAAGGAGCUCACCCAGUAUUUUGGAGUCAAUGAUAGGUUUGACCCCCCUGUUAAAAAGAAAAAAGUUGAAAAGUCGGGCCUUGAGAAGAGCAUAGACCAAGCCGUGGAAGAGUGGAACAUAGAGAAGGCCGAGGAACUCAGCAACCAGCUAGCGACUCGAGAGCUUGGUGUAAAAAUUGCCAAAGCAAUUGCCUGCCACAACUUUGUGAAAGCCAAAAAAGAUGCUGAAAAUUCACAGGUUGCUCGAAAAAAGAAGAAACUUGCCUGGGGGUUUGAAGCAAAGAAGAGGUGGGAAACCAAAAGUAACAUGGGGUAUAUGUGACUUGUCAGAAUUCCUCAAGACCUUCAAGACUUCUCCCUUGAAUCUUCAGUUGCUCAAUUGACUGAAAAAAAUUUUCCUGCUUCUGUUAACUAUAUCAGGAAAUUGAUGGAAGUAGAAAAAAUAAGCAUAACAUUUGGGAGUUGAUUAUCAAAUCUUUUUCAGUCUUUUUCUAAAGAGUUCAUCCUAUUGAAGUGAAUGACAUGGAGAAUUAUGUUAUUUGUACAGGAAAUUUAAGCAUACAUAUGGGGGGAAAAGAUAGGAUUUUAUUUCUUUGUUUAUCUGGACCUCCAGGAUGAAAUCAGUUUUACUUUUCAUCCAUUUGGUGUAGCAUAGCCAAAGAGCUCCUCGUGCUUUCUUAUCUGUACUCAGUGUAACUACACUCAUCCUGGAGUUAUUCUGGAGUUUUUAAGAUUGUCAUUUGUUUGUAAUGGAUUAGUCAUAAGUGCAAGAAAGUCUCAAUUGAUAAUGAGACUUUUCCAAUUUGUAAGUCACUUUACAAAUGACUUUAAUUAUCUUAAUGUUAUCAAAGUAAUUAUUGAUUCUUUAUUAGAGGCAGUAGCAUUGAUAUUUCACAGUCACAUAAUAAAAGCAAUUGAUUAA
Phacochoerus africanus (Common warthog) is the source of this 1752-nucleotide messenger RNA. It is a transcript of the gene FAM204A, whose product is annotated as family with sequence similarity 204 member A. The transcript is spliced from 8 exons. The coding region runs from base 451 to 1152 and encodes 233 amino acids. The record is from RefSeq and is a predicted model, not a curated record. Lineage: Eukaryota; Metazoa; Chordata; Mammalia; Artiodactyla; Suidae.